AUGAGCAAGGUAGAGAUGGGCGAGGAGGAGCAAGACGAUAGAGCAGUAGAUGACCCAGAGAAGAAGAUGAACAAGGCGUCAUCUGCGAGCACUGUCCCGCCGUUGUCCUCGUCGUCGUUGAGGGAGGCGCUCUCCUCCACCUCCUCCUCGUCCCUGAGAGAGCAACAUCACGAUCACGAUGAAGAGGUGGAGCUGAAAUGGGCGGCCAUCGAGCGGCUGCCCACCUGGGACAGGCUCCACGCCUCGCUCCCUCUCCAUGCCAACGCAACUCAUCCGUUGGAGCCGGUAGACGUGCGCCGGCUGGGGGCGGUGGACCGGCGGGAGCUGGUGCACACCCUCAUCGCCGACAUCCACGAGGACAACCUCCGCCUGCUCCGGCACCAGCGCCGCAGGAUGGACAGGGUCGGCGUGCGGCAGCCCACGGUGGAGGUCCGAUGGCGGAACCUGCACGUCGACGCCGAGUGCCAGGUCGUCGAUGGCAAGCCGCUCCCCACGCUCCUCAACUCCGCCAUCUCCACGUUCUCGCUGCUCACCACCAUGCUCGGCUUCAACCGUAACCAAGAAAGGAUCCACAUCCUCAAAGAUGUCACCGGCAUCCUCAAACCCUCCAGGAUGACCCUUCUCCUUGGACCCCCAGGCUGUGGCAAAACCAUCCUUUUGCUAGCACUUGCUGGAAAGCUCAACAAAAGUCUCAAGGUAACAGGAGAAAUUGACUACAAUGGUGUCAAGCUGCAAGAUUUUGUUCCAGAGAAGACAUCAGCGUAUAUUGGUCAGUACGAUCUUCAUGUCCCUGAGAUGACUGUCAGGGAGACACUCGACUUCUCUGCAAGAUUCCAGGGCGUUGGCAGCAGAGCAGAAAUCAUGAAGGAAGUCAUUAGAAGGGAGAAGGAGGCUGGGAUCAUCCCUGACCCCAACAUAGAUACAUACAUGAAGGCAAUAUCUGUGGAUGGUUUAGAAAGAAGCAUGCAAACAGACUACAUUAUGAAGAUAAUGGGACUUGACAUAUGCGCUGAUGUACUAGUAGGAGAUGCCAUGAGAAGAGGUAUUUCAGGCGGUGAGAAGAAAAGACUAACCACAGGAGAGAUGAUAGUAGGACCAUCAAAAGCGCUCUUCAUGGAUGAAAUAUCAACUGGGCUGGACAGUUCUACCACCUUCCAAAUUGUUUCUUGUCUCCAACAGCUUGCUCAUAUAUCAGAGUCUACCAUACUGGUUUCACUCCUUCAACCAGCACCAGAGACUUACCAACUUUUUGAUGAUAUUAUCUUGAUGGCUGAAGGACAAAUCGUAUAUCAUGGUCCUAGGAGCUGCAUUAUGAGUUUCUUUGAAUCUUGUGGUUUCAAGUGCCCUGGAAGAAAAGGGGAUGCUGACUUCCUUCAAGAGGUCCUAUCAAAAAAAGAUCAACAGCAAUACUGGAGCCGCACCGAAGAAGGAUAUAAUUUUGUUACAGUUGACCAAUUCUGUGAUAAGUUCAAAGCAUCUCAGAGUGGUCAGAAUCUUGCUGGGGAGCUUUCAAAGCCGUAUGACGAAUCAAAAGGACAUAAGAAUGCACUGUCCUUCAGUAUCUACUCGUUAUCCAAGUGGGAUCUCGUCAAGGCAUGUUUUGCACGGGAGUUCCUUCUUAUGAAAAGGAAUGCCUUCAUCUACAUAACAAAAGCCAUUCAGCUUGGACUAAUUGCUGCUAUUAGUGGGACAGGAUUUCUGCGCACCCAUAUGGGUGUUGACAGAAUUCAUGCUAACUAUUAUAUGAGUUCACUCUUCUUUGCGCUUCUGCUGCUGACGGUGAAUGGUUUCCCUGAGCUGGCCAUGGCAAUUAACAGACUGCCAGUCUUCUACAAACAGAGAGACUACUACUUCUAUCCUGCAUGGGCUUAUGCAAUACCAUCUUUUAUCCUAAAGAUUCCAGUAUCUUUAGUUGAGUCAGUAGCUUGGACAUCAAUAUCCUACUACCUGAUUGGAUAUACCCCAGAAGCAUCUAGGUUUUUCUCUCAGCUCCUCAUCCUCUUCCUCAUCCACACAGUAACAUUAUCAAAGUUCCGGUGUGUUGCCUCAUACUGUCAAACGAUGGUGGUUGCUUCAAUCUGUGGCACAUUGACAUUUCUAGUCAUGCUUCUAUUUGGCGGUUUCAUAAUUCCACGUGGCUUAACUGGAAAUGAGUUUUUGGCACCAAGAUGGUUAGAGAUCACGUUAUCUGGUGUAACACUUGGAAAGAGGAUACUAAUGGAUCAAGCACUAGACUUCUCCAGCUACUUCUACUGGAUCUCGGUUGGAGCAUUGAUUGGGUUUACUUUGUUGUUCAAUGUAGGCUUUGCCAUCGGCUUGACCAUUAAAAGUAUUCCAGGAUCUUCUCGUGCUAUUAUCUCUCGCAAUAAGCUUGCCACAUUUGGUGAAAGAAACCAAGAUAAGGAUACGGAAAAUGGGAUGCCUAAUUUACAAGCAGAAACCGCUUUGACACCUAAUAGGACUGGGAGGAUGGUAUUGCCUUUCACACCCCUUACAAUAUCAUUCCAAGAUGUCAACUACUAUGUAGACACCCCCGCGGAAAUGAGGGAGCAUGGUUAUAUGAAAAGAAAACUACAACUACUGCACAAUAUCACAGGAGCAUUUCAGCCAGGGGUUCUCUCAGCCCUUAUGGGGGUUACUGGAGCGGGAAAAACAACACUCCUUGAUGUUCUUGCUGGAAGGAAAACGGGUGGUGUUAUUGAAGGGGAUAUAAGAAUAGGAGGUUAUCCUAAGAUCCAGCAAACUUUUGCUAGGAUAUCAGGCUAUUGUGAACAGACUGAUGUUCAUUCCCCACAAAUCACAGUGGGUGAAUCAGUUGCAUAUUCAGCCUGGUUGCGCCUUCCACCAGAAAUUGAUUCAAAAACAAGAAAUGAAUUCGUAAAUGAAGUUCUUGAAACAAUUGAGUUAGAUGAAAUUAGAGAUUCUUUGGUUGGAGUACCAGGCGUAAAUGGACUAUCGACAGAGCAACGGAAACGGCUCACUAUUGCAGUCGAGCUUGUGUCUAACCCUUCAAUCAUAUUCAUGGAUGAGCCAACAUCAGGCUUGGAUGCAAGGGCAGCUGCUAUUGUCAUGCGUGCAGUCAAGAACGUUGCAGAUACAGGUCGAACAGUCGUGUGCACCAUUCACCAACCAAGUAUCGAUAUAUUUGAGGCAUUUGAUGAGUUGAUGCUGAUGAAAAGGGGUGGAGAGUUGAUCUAUGCUGGGCCAGUUGGACACCAUUCAUGUGAAGUAAUCCAAUAUUUCCAGGCAAUACCUGGGGUUCCAAGGAUCAAGGACAACUACAACCCAUCAACAUGGAUGCUAGAAGUUACUUCCACAUCUAUGGAAGUUCAACUGGGAGCAGAUUUUGCACAGUUGUACAGAGAAUCACCAAUGUGCAAGGACAAGGACAGGGUGGUAAAGCGGUUAAGCGUACCAGUUCCAGGUAUGACCGACCUCCAUUUUGGGACACGGUUUCCACAGAAGUUUCAGGAGCAAUUCAAAGCUUGCCUCUGGAAGCAGUGUUUGUCGUAUUGGAGAACCCCUUCCUACAACAUGGUGCGAUUUGCGUUCAUAACAUUCUCCUGCAUUUUCUUUGGUGCACUGUUCUGGCAGCAAGGCAACAUCAACCAUAUAAACGACCAGCAAAGUCUCUUCACCAUAUUGGGGUGCAUGUAUGGAAUCACUCUGUUCGCUGGCAUCAACAACUGUCAAUCGGUGAUGCCAUUUAUCUCCGUGGAACGUUCUGUCGUUUACAGGGAGAGAUUUGCGGGGAUGUACUCUCCUUGGGCCUACUCUUUUGCGCAGGUUGCCAUGGAGAUACCUUAUGUGCUGAUGCAGGUGGUGCUGUUCAUGUUGAUAGCAUAUCCGAUGAUAGGGUACGCGUGGACAACAGCCAAGUUCUUUUGGUUUAUGUACACCAUGUUUUGCACACUGCUCUGCUUCGUCUACAUGGGAAUGGUGGUGGUGUCGAUCACCCCCAACAUCCAAGUUGCAUCCAUAUUUUCAUCUAUGUUCUAUACCCUACAAAACCUCAUGUCUGGCUUCAUCAUGCCUGCGCCUCAAAUACCGAGAUGGUGGAUAUGGUUCUACUACGUCUCCCCACUGUCGUGGGCGCUAAGGGUCUUAUUCACCACGCAGUUCGGGGAUUACGACGACAGGAUGAUCGACGUAUUUGGAGAGACCAAAUCGGUCCCAGUAUUCAUGAAGGACUACUUUGGUUUUCGGCGCGAUCUGCUGCCGCUGGCGGCUGUUAUUCUGGCGGCAUUCCCGAUCCUUCUUGCCGUUCUCUUUGGUUACAACAUCUCAAAGCUCAAUUUCCAAAGACGAUAG
Messenger RNA from Triticum turgidum subsp. durum (durum wheat), 4311 nucleotides. NCBI's taxonomy places the organism in Eukaryota, Viridiplantae, Streptophyta, Magnoliopsida, Poales, Poaceae. The record is from the annotation of a GenBank genome assembly.